AUUUCUGUCAGUUUUUGUCUAAUCUCAUUGGUUGUAAAUUAAUUGUGCUCUUGUUGUUUGAUGGUUUAAAAAUGAACCCAACUGAGGCUCAACAAAUGCUGGACACUUUUUGGCAGAGAGUAACAGAGGACAUUAAAAAUUUGGCCAAUGCUGAUUUUAAGAACCAAGAGUUACCCUUAGCCCGAAUAAAAAAGAUAAUGAAACUGGAUGAUGAUGUUAAAGUCAUGAUGAUCUCUGCCGAAGCCCCAGUUCUUUUUGCUAAAGCAGCGGAAAUUUUUAUCACAGAACUUUCUCUUCGUGCUUGGAUUCACACAGAAGAUAAUAAGAGAAGAACCUUACAACGUAAUGAUAUCGCCAUGGCCAUAACUAAAUACGAUCAGUUUGAUUUUUUGAUUGACAUUGUACCAAGGGACGAAUUAAAGCCAAAUAAAAGACAACAACAGGCUACACAAGCAACUCCAGCGGGCACAGUUGGUGGGGUUGCCUUGAAUACAGUGGGAACAACGGCUGUUGGAGCCACUGCAGUAAAUCCUGAACAAGUACAAUACUAUUUCCAGCUUGCCCAACAACAAACUGCAAAUCAAGCAGCAACCACAACACCAGGUCAACCCAUAAUAGUACAACCCGCUGGUCAAGCAUUCGCCAUCGCUAACGCGCCUCAACUUUUACAACUUCAAUCACAAAAUGAUAAUAUUAAUUACAUUUUGAUAUGAUCAUCAUAAAUGGUAAUCACAUACACACAACAACUACAACAACAACAACAACAAAAAGAAGUGGGAAAAUUAAAGAUAAAUUGCUUGAACAUUUAAACCUUUACAAA
Panonychus citri (citrus red mite) is the source of this 820-nucleotide messenger RNA. Its product is annotated as nuclear transcription factor Y subunit gamma-like. The coding region runs from base 72 to 713 and encodes 213 amino acids. NCBI's taxonomy places the organism in Eukaryota, Metazoa, Arthropoda, Arachnida, Trombidiformes, Tetranychidae. Gene Ontology annotation, molecular function: DNA-binding transcription activator activity, RNA polymerase II-specific; DNA binding; protein heterodimerization activity. Gene Ontology annotation, biological process: regulation of DNA-templated transcription. The record is from RefSeq and is a predicted model, not a curated record. Gene Ontology annotation, cellular component: nucleus; CCAAT-binding factor complex. The transcript is spliced from 3 exons.